Morus notabilis is the source of this 3722-nucleotide messenger RNA. Its product is annotated as HEAT repeat-containing protein 6. The coding region runs from base 43 to 3561 and encodes 1172 amino acids. The record is from RefSeq and is a predicted model, not a curated record. The transcript has 27 exons. Lineage: Eukaryota; Viridiplantae; Streptophyta; Magnoliopsida; Rosales; Moraceae.
AAAAAAAAAAAUUAAUGAGAAAGAAGUUCAGAAGAGGGGAAGAUGGCGGAAUCAGCAUCAGCACCAUCAGCAUCGGCGUCGGAGGAGGUGAGGAGAUGGAGGACGGCGUUUCUGAGUUUGAGAGACGAAACGGUGACUGCUGCAGAUGAUAAUAGUAAUAGUGACGAUGGUGAUAAUAAUGAUAUUGCUCAGCUCCUCCACCAUCUACUCUUCUCCCAUUCUGAGAUUCUCAUCUCCGCCGCUCCCGACCUCCCAUCUCACGAGGUGACCUCGGAUUUGGUGUUUCUGCUGGAGUUAGUUGUUUUGGUUUGUGCUCAGAAUGAUGAGAUUGAAAACAAAAGUAAUAGUCGAAGUUUGUUCACCGUUUUGUCCCGGUUCGUCCACGACGUAUGCCAUCGCGUUCCUCUCCAACUGAAUUCAUGUUCCUGGAGUUUGCUUCUCCGCUGUCUCGGAAACAUGCUCGACAUUUUGAUCCCUACUACCAGUACUAGUGCUACAGCCUCUCAUUCUUGCAUCGAAUGUUUAUCCACCUUAAAAUGCGUUGUGAGUGGCUAUCAGAGGAAGAGCUCGCCUUCGGAUGACAUCCAACUUGUCGAAUUCCUGCUCCAAGUCAUUUCCAGGGCUCAUUCCCACUUGUCUUUGUGGGAAAUUCAGACCAUUUGCCUUACCCUACUCUCCCAAACCAUCUCCAGACUCGGAUCGCAGCACUUUCCUUCUCAACUUUGGAUAUCUACUGUCGAGGUGUUUAGGAAAGUGAUGGAUGUGUUAGCCUCCAACUCCAUCCUCCUCCAAGACAAUGUCAUGACCAGGUUCUAUGCGGCUCUUCUCCAUUCUCUCCAUUUGCUUCUUAAAGAUCCAAAGGCUUCCCUUUCUCACCACGUCUCAAGUUUUGUGGCUGCCUUGCGAAUGUUCUUCACUUAUGGAAUUGUUGCGACUACAUACAGGCAACUCAGUUUGAAAAACGACUUUGAUUCUCCUUUGGAACAACAACCUAAACCUACAAAGCACGCUCCAUACAGGCCUCCCCACUUACGCAAUAAGAACCGAACAUCUUGGACGGAUCAUCAUGAAUCUUCUGCACUAGAUUGUGCAUCCUCAGAUUCAGACUAUAGUGAUAGUGAUGGCCCAAUGAAAGACACCGACAGUCUCUGCAAAUCCAGGAUUAGGGUAGCUGCCAUCGAGUGCAUACAGGAUCUUUGUCAGGCUGACCCCAAAUCAUUAACCACCCAUUGGAUGCUCCUCUUGCCAACCUCUGACGUAUUACAACCAAGGAGGUUUGAAGCAACUCUAAUGACAUGUUUGCUAUUUGAUCCUUAUUUGAAGGCACGGAUUACAUCCGCCUCAACCCUGGCAGUCAUGCUGGAUGGGCCUUCUUCUGUCUUCUUGCAGGUUGCAGAAUACAAGGAACCUUCAAAGUGUGGAUCUUUUACUGCGCUUUCAAUUUCCCUGGGACAUAUCUUGAUGCAGCUUCAUACAGGCAUUCUUUACUUGAUUCAGCGAGAAAAUCAUGGUAGAUUGCUGGUGUCCUUGUUCAAGAUUCUCAUGCUUUUGAUAUCCUCUACACCAUAUUCAAGAAUGCCUGCUGAUCUGUUGCCGACUGUAGUUACAUCUCUGCAACAAAGGAUUGAAGUUGGUUUUCCUUUCAAAAGUGACCAAACAGGUCUGCUGACCGCUUCUAUUAGCUGCUUGACGGUGGCUCUAACUACCUCACCAUGCUCAUUGCAAGUUAAAGAAAUGCUUCUGAAAGAGUUGUCUGCAGGUUUUCAUGAGGCUGAAAUGAAGUCAGGUGUUCUCUGUAGUUUAUUUCAGUACUCAGAACAAGUAAGCAACUCAGCAGUAUGCUUUGAGGCUCUCCAGGCGCUUAGAGCUGUGUCCCACAAUUACCCAAGCGUAAUGUUUUCUUGUUGGGAACGAGUUUCCACCAUGGUUCAUGGAUUUCUAAGUGUACCUACUGCUGAGGUAAAUACAAAACCAUGGAAGGGGAAUGUAGGCACCACAGUGGGACUUAUUGGCGAAAACGUUGUUACAGCUGCAAUAAAGGUUCUGGAUGUAUGUCUUCGUGCAAUAUCUGGAUUUAAAGGAACGGAGGAUCUUUUCGAUGAUAAAUUACUGGAAACCCCUUUUACUUCUGAUUAUAUAAGGAUGAAGAAAGUUUCAUCGGCCCCAUUGUAUGAACCAGAGAUCUCAGAUGAUACUAAAGACGAGAAAGUAGGCGAGUCAGGAAUCGAGCAGUGGUCUGAGGCACUUGAGAAGCAUAUGCCUUUAAUUUUACGACAUACUUCUGCAAUGGUGAGGGCUGCAUCAGUUACAUGUUUUGCGGGUAUUACUUCCUCUGUGUUCUUCUCUCUAGAGAAGGAGAAACAGGAGUUGAUUCUUUCUUCUUUAUUUUAUGCGGCCAAAUGCGAUGAGGUCCCUUCAGUUAGGUCAGCUGCUUGUAGAGCAAUUGGUGUCAUUUCAUGUUUUCCCCAAGUGUUUCAGAGUGCAGAGAUCCUUGCCAAGUUCGUCUAUGCAGUGGAGAUCAAUACUCGUGAUUCCUCAGUCUCGGUGCGAAUAACUGCUUCUUGGGCUUUGGCAAACAUAUGUGAUUCUGUCCGUUACUGUAUUGAUACUAUUUCCUCGGAAGGGUCUCCAGAUUAUAAGAGAAUGUCUCAAUCAGUGGCAUUACUAGCUGAUUGCGCCUUACGUCUAUCAAAUGACGGGGACAAGAUAAAAUCAAAUGCUGUGAGGGCUCUUGGAAAUCUUUCAAGAUUUAUUAGAUGUACACGUCUAUCUGGUUUUCAAGACAAGAUAAUGGCCGAAACCAUCUUAUAUGUGAAGUCCAACAGUCCUGAGGAGUUUCCGUCCACUAGUGACUGGAAAGGUAGUAAUAGCUCUGCAUCAACAUCAUGUUGCCCAGCCUUUUUUGUUGAUCCACGUUGGCUUGAGAGAACGGUGCAGGCAUUUAUUUCUUGUGUUACAACUGGGAAUGUUAAGGUUCAAUGGAAUGUUUGUCAUGCAUUGAGCAAACUGUUUCUAAAUGAGACAUUGCGACUGCAAGAAAUGGACUGGGCUCCAUCAGUGUUUGGUAUUCUUUUAUUGCUCUUACGUGACUCGUCUAACUUUAAGAUCAGGAUACAAGCUGCUGCAGCCCUGGCUGUGCCAUCGUCUCUACUUGAUUAUGGAAAUUCCUUCUCCGAUGUUGUUCAGGGUUUGGUGCAUUUAGUAGAGAAUCUUGAUAAAGACCAGAUUUCAGCACCAUCAAGUUUUAAAUACAGGAUUGCCCUUGAGAAGCAGAUGACCUCAACUUUGUUGCACGCUCUUAGCUUGUCUUCCAGCACUCAUCAUGAACCUCUCAAAGAUUUUUUUAUAAAAAAAGCCUUGUUUCUCGAGCAGUGGUUGAGGCUGCUAUGCUCGUCAUUCCUGGCAUCAAGUUCUGAACCUUUAGUUGUGAACGAGUCCGUUAGAGACCAAAAGAGAGAGAUGAUACGCAAAGCAAUUUGGUCGUUAACAGAAUUGUUUGAAGGGCGGAGGCAGUACGCAAUUGCCAAGAAAUUUGACAAGUUGGAGGAGAACAUUCAGUAAAUUGUAGUCUAUUCAUUCAGGGUUUUUAUUUUUAUUUUCUUCAGUAUAUAUUUUCCCAUGCCAUGGCCGGCCAAAAUGUUUGUGCAGGCAGAGGCAAGGCAAGCAUGGCUUAUGAGUGUUACGUUGUUAAUAAUUGUCAUUUGUAUUUUUUGAGUUUGAUA